Molecule: messenger RNA, 2048 nt
Organism: Uloborus diversus
Lineage: Eukaryota; Metazoa; Arthropoda; Arachnida; Araneae; Uloboridae
Product: serine-rich adhesin for platelets-like
Exons: 21
Coding region: 484-1629 (381 amino acids)
Source: RefSeq, a predicted model, not a curated record
AUAAUUUCGAAGGUGAUAGUUUCAUGAAUUUUUUCUCAACGAGACUGGAAAUCAACUUUUAUUUCUUAACUCAUAUUCAACUUUUAUUUCUUAAUGCAUAUAUAUCUUAUGCUCUCCAAACUCUGAACCCUUUUUCCAAGUGGGAGUGCUUUGUAUUCAGGAUAGAAUGAAAUAUUGAGACAAUGGCAGUCAUCAUGGACAAUGGCGACUAAACUAGGUGUGGGCAACUGGAUUUAGCUAGACCCCUUAUAAUAACUGGAAGUUUUAUUUAAAGCAAGUAACGAAUAAUAUCGCAUUUACAGCAACACCAACCAACAUGGCCGCCGCUCACUGACAGUUAUUUCUAUCAUGACAAUGGGAGUAGAUACAACAUGUUCCCUCUUGUACUCCUACCUCCAUGGUUUAAAAAGAGCUUUUUUUAAUAGAAGAAGAUUUAUUUGCUGAGCUUACUUCAAAGAAAAAAUAAAGGAUUGAAAAGGAACAAUGGAAGUGCACAUUGACCCUGACAAAUCUAAGGCUCCAAGGAAACGAGGAAAGCCUAUCUGUUCAGCCACUUUAACGAAAAAGGCAAGUAGUACUUCAUCUGCUUCUUCUGGAAAGCGCAGAUGUGGAAGAACUGAAAGUGCAAGCAGUACUUUAUCUGCUUCUUCUGGAAAGAGCAGAUGUGAAAGACCUAAUAGUGUCCCUGACAAAUCUAAAGCUUCCAAGAGGCAUAAAAGGACCAUGGGUUCAACCACUUUAACAAAAAAGGCAAGCAGUACUUUAUCUGCUUCUUCUGGAAAGAGCAGAUGUGAAAGACCUAAUAGUGUCCCUGACAAAUCUAAAGCUUCCAAGAGGCAUAAAAGGACCAUGGGUUCAACCACUUUAACAAAAAAGGCAAGCAGUACUUUAUCUGCUUCUUCUGGAAAGAGCAGAUGUGAAAGACCUAAUAGUGUCCCUGACGAAUCUAAAGCUUCCAAGAGGCAUAAAAGGACCAUGGGUUCAACCACUUUAAAAAAAAAGGCAAGCAGUACUUUAUCUGCUUCUUCUGAAAAGAGCAGAUUUGAAAGACCUAAUAGUGUCCCUGACAAAUCUAAAGCUUCCAAGAGGCAUAAAAGGACCAUGGGUUCAACCACUUUAACAAAAAAGGCAAGCAGUACUUUAUCUGCUUCUUCUGGAAAGAGCAGAUGUGAAAGACCUAAUAGUGACCCUGACAAAUCUAAAGCUUCCAAGAGGCAUAAAAGGACCAUGGGUUCAACCACUUUAACAAAAAAGGCAAGCAGUACUUUAUCUGCUUCUUCUGGAAAGAGCAGAUGUGAAAGACCUAAUAGUGACCCUGACAAAUCUAAAGCUUCCAAGAGGCAUAAAAGGACCAUGGGUUCAACCACUUUAACAAAAAAGGCAAGCAGUACUUUAUCUGCUUCUUCUGGAAAGAGCAGAUGUGAAAGACCUAAUAGUGACCCUGACAAAUCUAAAGCUUCCAAGAGGCAUAAAAGGACCAUGGGUUCAACCACUUUAACAAAAAAGGCAAGCAGUACUUUAUCUGCUUCUUCUGGAAAGAGCAGAUGUGAAAGACCUAAUAGUGAAGCUGCCAGUGGUAUGCUGUUAGUGACCUGUCCAGCAUCCGAACAUCCCCCUGAAGACGGGUAAUUUUUCCUUUGAAUUCUUGAAAUUUGAUUAGUUUAUUUUUUAAUGUUUCUGGUAUUUUUAUAGGGCCUGAUUACUAAAUAGGCUAAGUAGACAUUCGCCUGGAAGCCCGACUUUGUGAAAUAAAAGAAGAAAUUUUAAAGUUGAAAAUAUUCAAAAAUAAUUAUUUUAAAACAAAAAAAAAGUUGCCCUUUUCCCUGUUUUUUCCAACUAUAUCUCAUUUUUUAGUGUUGACAAACAGGGAUCAAUUUAGACAUGUGAAAACCCGUGCACAAAUGGCAGCUAGAGAGCCGUUACCAAAAAGAGAUUUUAUUAUUCAUUGCUUUCUUUUACAAAAAAGGACGUAUUGUAUUCGCGAAAAAAUUUUCGGCCUUAAUUUCCAUUUUCAUCAUCCCCGAAUGAAUGUCGAGUUUUUUUUUCGA